AUGUCGCACCGCUCCGGAAGCAAGUCUCCUGCCGAACUUCUACUUGGCAGACGAAUUCGCAAGUCGUUAGAGCUGCUUCGACCACCGACUUCGGCGCACAAACUCGAAAACUCCAAGCAAGAUCAGCAGUUUGAUCGGCGGCAUGGCGUGAAACCAAGAAACUACUUCCGUCAGGACCUCGUCUGGGCCAAAGUGUUCCGUAACAACAAGUGGCACUGGGAAGCAGGAGAAGUGCUCGAACGCAUUGGCAAGGUCAUGCACAACAGCUGGUUGCCUGGGAAGCAAACCAUGAUGAGGUUCCACUGCAAUCAGCUGCGAACACGUCAUUCCGAAAAUCAACUGCCUACGACCGAAUCAGCGAAAGCUACGUUAAGUAUCCUGUUGGACUCCUGGAACAAACAUAGUCCGCCACCCGAGCAGGAGGAGCGGCCUCCUCUCCUUCUCGAAGACAUCCUGCGAGAUAUGAUCCCUACCACCUUUUUCCCCCCACCGAUUAUAACACAACGGCUCGUCAACUGA
Molecule: messenger RNA, 519 nt
Organism: Toxorhynchites rutilus septentrionalis
Lineage: Eukaryota; Metazoa; Arthropoda; Insecta; Diptera; Culicidae
Exons: 1
Coding region: 1-519 (172 amino acids)
Source: RefSeq, a predicted model, not a curated record